Messenger RNA from Photinus pyralis (common eastern firefly), 1717 nucleotides. RefSeq names its product acidic mammalian chitinase-like. Gene Ontology annotation, biological process: carbohydrate metabolic process; chitin catabolic process. NCBI's taxonomy places the organism in Eukaryota, Metazoa, Arthropoda, Insecta, Coleoptera, Lampyridae. Gene Ontology annotation, molecular function: chitinase activity; chitin binding. Bases 594 to 1694 code for a protein of 366 amino acids. The record is from RefSeq and is a predicted model, not a curated record. The transcript is spliced from 7 exons. Gene Ontology annotation, cellular component: extracellular region.
GCUCAUAUUCUUCUAUUGACUCUUUAUUCUUCUUACUCCCUUUAUGGUGUUUUUUUAAAACGUUUAGAUUUUUUGAGGUUCUUCACAACUUUUUUGCCAGAUAUUCGUCCAGCUUCUGAGUCAUGGAACUCGUCGGACUUAUCCACUCCGACUCGGCUCAUCCUCUAACUUACCUUCUGCCUUCUUUACUUUCUUCAGGUUCUCCAAGGCGUUGAAUUUUUUAUAAAAUCGUUUACCUUCUCCCUUCUUCAAACGUGAAGCUUGAAUCUUGCAUCCUUUGAUUUGAAGUAGCGUAGAAUAACGUAUGAUUACUGAUUUACUCAGAUAACGUCCCUGAAGGUCAGAAUAAUAGUUUGUAAAUCACGUUAUCUAUAUAGAUAACAACGGAUUUGCGAAACCGCGCACUUUUGUGUACAAACGCGAUUAUUACGUUACGCAAGUUUCAAUUUUCGGGAACUCAACGGCACCUAAAAUGGACCUCAUUUUUAGCGGCUCCAAUCUGAAUAACGUACGCCUGACAUUUACGCAAUCUUCCGGAUAUUCGAGAUAAUAGGAGUCGCUCACUUAAUCCAGAGUGAAGAUCACCAGGUGCGAUGACUUUCGACGUUGGGGUUAGCAACGGCUCGUCUGGAGUUCAGGUCAUUUGCUACUACGGCAGCUGGAGGUCGUACACCACGUGCAAAAUUGAAGAAAUCAACGCGACUCUUUGUACCAUUUUGAUCUACGCGUUCGCCCAAAUCCACGAGAACGGCACCCUGAAACCGCUCGACGAGUGGGCCGAUAUCAGACUCGAUGGGUACAGGCGGUUUACGGCGCUGAAGAAGCGGAAUCCACGACUGAAGACCAUGCUCGGCGUAGGCGGUGGAAGCGAAGGAUCCGAGAAGUACUCCAAGAUGGUCGCAACGAGCGCCAGCAGGGCGGUCUUCAUUGAGAGCGUGAUCGGGUACAUGCAGAAGUAUGGGUUCGAUGGUGUUGACCUAGACUGGGAGUACCCGACGAGGCGCGGGGGGCGACUUGAAGAUCGCGAAAACCUCUCCGAGCUCCUGAAGGAGAUGCGGAUUGAGUUCGAUCGCCACAACUACCUGAUGACCAUGUCCGUCGUACCCAACGACGCGAGCAUUGACACCUUCUACGAGGUGCCCCAGCUGUCCAAGUACCUGGACCACAUACUGAUGAUGAUGUACAACAUGCACUCGCCCACGUCUGGACGUACCGGCCACAACGCUCCCUUGCAAUCGAGCAACCGCUACAACGUCGAGUAUAGCACCAAGGCCUGGGUGAGAAAAGGCGGAACGCCGGCGAAGCUCAUCUUGGGCAUACCCGCCUACGGAAGAUCGUUCACCUUGGCCGACCCCGGCUCGCACGGAAUCGGCGCGCCCAGCGUCGGUCUAGGUCUGCCCGGUCCGUACAGUAGAGCCAACGGAACCUUGUACCACUACGAGGUGCUGCACUUCCAAAAGGCUUUGGGAUGGACGAGGGAGUGGAGCGAAGAGCAGCAGGUGCCAUAUUCGUACUACAGGGAUCAGUGGGUGGGCUAUGACGAUGCGGAAUCGGUCAGGAGAAAGGUGGAGUUCGCCAGAAAGUUGAAUUUGGGCGGCGUGAUGAUGUGGACCAUCGACCAGGAUGAUCCGCGCGGUCUCACCGGCGAAAAAUUUCCUUUGCUGAAUGUAAUUAAUAAUGAGUACGCUAAUUAAAUUAAAUUAAAUGAUUUCCUGUU